Molecule: messenger RNA, 3110 nt
Organism: Wyeomyia smithii (pitcher-plant mosquito)
Lineage: Eukaryota; Metazoa; Arthropoda; Insecta; Diptera; Culicidae
Product: protein FAM107B
Exons: 7
Coding region: 973-1578 (201 amino acids)
Source: RefSeq, a predicted model, not a curated record
UCGGGUCAGUCACAUUUCGAAGUUCGCAUUGUUUGGUUGUGUGUUUUGAAACUCGUCCGAAUAUCCCGACAACUUUUCUGUGGAAAACAAUCGAUUGUGCCGCGCAGUAGUGGAAGAAAAAAAGACAAUCGCCGCGUGUGCGUUUUGGGUAUUUCGGUUUUCGGUGGGCAGUGCAUCCUGUAAGAAGUUACCCAGGUUGGAAUAUUUUGCUUGGUUGAUGUUACUGUUUCCGAAGUGCUUUUCGUGAAAAUAAAUUGGAAACAAAUUAAAACAACAAAAACAAGUGUUUCGAAAAACAUACUCACACAAGCGCUCACUUUCGUGCGUUUGUUCCGAGUGUGGAGUCUGGGGAUCAUCUCGACUUGGAAACUUGCGUACAAAAGUUUUGGUACAAGCUGCUGCGCAGCGGCUCUAGUGGCUGUGAAGAGCCAGAUAAAUAAAAGGUGAAAUAAAGGAAGGCGAGAAGAAGUGCAUUUCAGUGUGUUUGUGUUUUAUCGUGCAAAGCUUACCAAGUUCUAGAUACUUAAGAAAAAGAAAACCCACCCGGUUUACUGUGCGACAGCGGAAACAGAGAAGAGAGUGCAUGAUAGUAAGUAGUGAAACCAUCCCGUUGUGUGGACCAAAUCAUCAAAACAAAAACAACGAGCCACCGAGGUCGGUAAACUAACAAGUGAAGUACAAAGAAAGACGAAUCUUUCUUUCCCACACAUACACAACCAUCCUCGGAACGUGACACUCACUAGGGGGAAUUCGCAUACUCGUUAGCAGAGGAACUUUAGCCUCGGUCCAAUAACUUUUCACGCCCCUUUCGAAAUCGCGCCUUAAUCGAAGCGGGUGUCGGCACGCGUGGAAAGUGCGACGGCCACGAGCUGCGUGUUAGUGGAUAGGCGUUUCCUUCCGGUAGCCUAGCGCUUCUACCCAGUUGGCCCUUUAGAUUCAGCAGUAAAAGAAACAGUUCAAUACGAGGACAUUAUGUUCCGACCACAGCUCAACCCAACUGAGAACAUACGUGAGAAAAUGAGGCUUUUCGAGCAAGAUGCGAGCUUAGAGGGUUACGGUCAGCGGCGAAGACACUCGGACCAAGCGGAUCGUUUCGGUAACUACGGCACCGGCGGCAGCCACUCGCGGGAGGACAGCCCGAACCGGAUGAUGCCCCCGAUCAACCAUUCGGCAACACCGGGCGUCAUGACGGAUGCCCAGGGCCUCAUUGUGCCCAAGAAGCUGAUCAACCCCUGCGCUGAGUCAAUGGACCGACAGAACCUGCACCGGGAACUGAUGUUCAACCAGAAAAUGGGUAAAAAUGUGCUUAAUCAAAAGUCCGAACUGCAGCGAGCGCUGGAGAAGCAAAAGGAACGUCAGGUGCUGGCCGCUCAAAACCUCGCCAAGCAGCAAGCCCAGGAGAGCACGAUCGCUAACGAGCUGGGGCGGGUAAUCAUGCAGCGGGCGGCCCGGCUAGAGCAGAAAAGCCUGGCAGCGGCCGCUGCCGGUUCCCAGCAGGACCAACCCGACUCCAUCAAUCCCGAAUACCUGAACGCACGUGCAAAGUUACGCGCCACUACGGCCGUCUAUUCGAAAUAGAUCCCGAGCGGUUGGUUUUGUCUAUAAGUAGUCGAUCAGGAGGUCGCUUUUAGUUGAAACACAGUAAAACCCGAGCCUCGGAAUUAUUUUAACCCCGUGCCCCCCAGCAGCUCUCCCACCCAAUAUCAUUCGUUUUGAUUAUCAGUUAAGUUUUAAUGUGUAGACAAGUGAUAGCGACUACAAUGAUUUCCGUUCUGUGUUUUUAAAACUCUUCAAUGGCACGCAUUUCAGUCGAAUGUGCGCCAAUUGUCAGUGUGUGUUUUUUAACAAAAAUUUUAGAUAAAUUCAAACAAGAGCAGCAAAACGAAACAGUACAGUUUACAAGUAUAAAUGCAAUUAAUUGCAAACAGAAGAUGAGAGGCGACAUGCUUUAAGUAGUUUUAAUGAGUUAUAUGUAUGUCUAAUUCUAUUAUCUCUUUAGAUAGAAAGAUCUGUUGCAUGUAUAAAAUUGGAAAAGUGUUUAUUUUGUAGAGAUACGCGCUCGCGAGGAAGGAUUUCCGGUGAUCAGCAAAUUACUGUGGCAAAAUUGUGAUAAACGAGAGACAUCUCCGAACGAAAAAGAUCCCUUGUUGAUGGUAUCGAAUCGAACAGAUCGAAAAACUCCACUCUGGAAAUCCUUCUCACAAUCCUUCUUUCGUAAACAGAUAGUAUAAAAAAGCAAACAAACAGUUAAGCAUCAGAUACCGUAUAUUAUAGUGUUUAGUUCUGGUUUAGUUUGUAAGUCAAUUGUGAGCAGAUUUUUUAUAUUAAAAUAACCGAAAAAAAAGAAACCAUGGUCAAACAAGAAGACACUUGCUUUUUUUGAUCGAAGAACGAGCUAACCGAGUAACGUAUAUAGGAACCGCUAUCAGCGAUACUCAACCCGACUUGAUGAAUCUGAUAGAACGUAAAAAGGGUAUUCUAAUCUUCAUUCCAAAAGUACUCACCUUCUUGUAACGAAGAAAGCAAUGAAAGUUAACAAGGCAUCCUCACCAUCACUGAAUCACCAAUUCAACCUUCAUCAAAACCGUACUGAGCAGAAAAAACCUGAUUAGAGAGACUUGUGUAGUGUACAGAUUACAGCACCAGAAGACUAUCGAAUCCCGUGUUCGGCCUUGUUAGUGCGACCCGUAUUUAGAUGAGAACAGACUAUUCAUAUUCCGCAGCCCUUUUCCCAUUGACCACUUUUGGCCUGCGACUUCACCACAUACAUACAAUCAUACGAGCGUUAAGAUGGUUACUCAAUUCAAAAGUUCAUGUAACUACGUGUUAAACUUACAGGUUCAUAUAAUAGUGAACAGAUCAGCAACUAACAUAACAGACAAAUAUUCUACCACCUAGGCUAGAGCUCAUGUGACGUGAGUAGCAGUGAUUGAUAGUGGCAAAUUGUUAAUGGAAUAGUUAUACGAGCAGCAGCUACCUAUAUAAGCAAGCAAGCAAACAAACAAACAAACCAGAACCAUAUGUGUAGUAAGUUCUUAGUAGUGAAGUUCGAGACAGAGUAUCCUGCUGUCGAACAUAGAGAGUAAAAUCACUAUUUUAACUGGAAGAUA